Messenger RNA from Botrytis fragariae, 951 nucleotides. RefSeq names its product putative catalase domain containing protein. Gene Ontology annotation, biological process: hydrogen peroxide catabolic process; response to hydrogen peroxide. NCBI's taxonomy places the organism in Eukaryota, Fungi, Ascomycota, Leotiomycetes, Helotiales, Sclerotiniaceae. The record is from RefSeq and is a predicted model, not a curated record. Gene Ontology annotation, molecular function: catalase activity; heme binding. The coding region runs from base 1 to 951 and encodes 316 amino acids. The transcript has 2 exons. Gene Ontology annotation, cellular component: peroxisome; mitochondrion; cytoplasm.
AUGCCUCUUCCAUCCGACCCCGCAGUAGUCAAAACAAGUGAAGGACUAGUCCAUCAACUCCAAUCUAUGUUUGGCAAACAUGCCGGAAAAAGACCUGGUAACCCAUGCAAAAGGACUCCUCCUAACCGGAACCUUCAUCCCACCCCCACCGCACGUACUCUCUCCUCUGCUCCUCAUUUCUCCUCCUCCUCCACCCCCAUCUGGAUCCGCUUUUCAAACUCCACCGGUAUCCCCUCGAUCCCCGAUUUCGACGCGAAUGCUGACCCUCGUGGUAUCGCCAUCCGCUUUAUUCUCGAUGCCGAGAAGCACAAACACACAGAUAUAGUUGCCCACUCCACCCCCUUUUUCCCAACCCGUACGGGCGAUGAAUUUCUCGAAUUUUUGAAAGCUGCAGCGAGUAGUGGAGAAGGCGUUGAGAGUCCGAAACCUAUUGAGAAAUUUCUAGAUGCGCAUCCUAAGGCUUUGGCUUUUGUUACUGCGCCCAAGCCGGCGCCGACGAGUUGGGCGAGGGAGAAUUAUUGGGGUGUUAAUGCUUUUAAAUUUAUUGCUUCUGAUGGAAAAGAAACGUUUGUGAGGUAUAGGAUUGUUCCUGUUGAGGGUGUUGAAAUAGCGAGUGAGGAGCAGAAAAAGAGUUUGGGGGAGAAUUAUUUGACAGAAGAGAUUGUAGCGAGGUUGGAAAAGGGAGCGGCGGAAUUUAAAUUGGAGGUACAGAUUGCGGAAGAGGGAGAUGUGACGGAUGAUGCAACUGUGCAUUGGCCGGAAGAGAGAAAGGUUGUGGAAUUGGGACGUGUUAAGGUUGAGGGCUUGUUGGCAGAGAAUGAGAAAGAGCAGAAACAUGUUAUUUUUGAUCCGGUACCUAGGGUAGAGGGUAUAGAUGUUAGUGGUGAUCCUUUGGUGGAUGUUAGGGCGGGAGUUUACUUGAUUAGUGGAAAAGAGAGGAGAGCUGCAUAA